Molecule: messenger RNA, 2989 nt
Organism: Conger conger (European conger)
Lineage: Eukaryota; Metazoa; Chordata; Actinopteri; Anguilliformes; Congridae
Product: arrestin domain-containing protein 3-like
Exons: 7
Coding region: 100-1458 (452 amino acids)
Biological process (GO): protein transport
Cellular component (GO): cytoplasm; plasma membrane
Source: RefSeq, a predicted model, not a curated record
UUCCCGGGAAACUAACUUAAUCGGCACGCGUCUCGGUAUUUUCCCUAACGUCGCUAGUUCGUACACCCAGUUAACUGAAGACUUGCUGACUUCCUAAUAAUGACGAAAAUAUCACUAAACUAUGAUGCCAUUAAUGAGGACAACGUCUUCUCGAGUGGCGAUUUUAUCACAGGACGAAUAAUUCUGGAACUGUCGAAAGAAAUAAAGAUAAAUUCCCUCUCAAUUAAAGCGAAAGGGGAAGCCGACGUUCGCUGGACAGAGGGCACUGGCGAAGACGAAUCUACUUACUCUGCACACGAACGAUACUUCAAACUGAAACAUUUCUUCAUACAUAAUGACAAGGGGAAAGGAAAAGACGGCGAAUUGCUGUUGACAGGGCAAAGUGGAGAGACAUAUCCAAAUGUUGUUGCUCCUGGAACCCAUGUGUACCCAUUCACCAUUCAGAUCCCUCAUCGGGACAUGCCAUCAUCCUUUAAGGGAGCUCACGGCAAAGUUCUCUACUCACUGGAGGCGAAAUUGAGCAGGUCGAUGCGGUUAGGGAAGACCGCAAACACCAAUUUCACUUUUCUCUCAAAGACAGAUAAAAUAAUCCCUCCUUUGAUGGAACCUUGUUCUGGAUAUGUAGAGAAAAAGAUGAAAUUGUUCACAUCUGGAAGAGUCUCCCUGAGGGUUAACAUCGACAAGGCAGUGUACACACAAGGUGAAAUGUUACAAAUCGUGGCAGAAAUUGAGAACAACUCUUCGCGUGUGGUGAAACCCAAGUUCGCCCUGCACCAAAAGCUGAUCUUCAAAGCAAAUAAAAAUACAAAUGAAGCAUCAAAAAGAAUUUUCAAAGUGGUCGGAGAGAACGUUCCUUCAUCCACACGACAGAGCGUAAUCAAAACCCUGCGUAUCCCAGCAAACCUGAUGCCCACACUGUUUCACUGCGGCAUCAUCCAAGUCCAAUACACACUGCAGGUCUACCUGGAUGUCCCCUUUGCGAGAGACCCAACAGUGAUUAUUCUUUUGACAAUUCUCCCCAAGACUAUUGGAUUUGAGCAGGUGACACGGCCAAGCAUGAAGAUGGGGUUUGAAUCUCAUGGGAACAAUGGCCAAGCUGGAUGGAAUAGCUAUCCACCUGCAACUGCCCUUGGAGGAUAUCCACCCCAAACUGUUCCUGCAGGAUAUCCACCCCAAAAUGCCUCUAGAGGAUAUGCACCCCAGUCUGCCUCUGGAGGAUAUCCACCCCAAUCUGCCUCUGGAGGAUAUCCACCCCAAUCUGCCUCUGGAAGAUAUCCACCCCAGUCUGCCUCUGGAGGAUAUCCACCCCAAUCUGCCUCUGGAGGAUAUCCACCCCAAUCUGCCUCUGGAGGAUAUCCACCCCAAUCUGCCUCUGGAGGAUAUCCACCCCAAUCUGCCUCUGGAGGAUAUCCAUGCCAAACUGCCUUUGGAGGGCAUCCACCCCAAUAUGCCCCUUGAGCGUAUCUAGUAUACACUGCCACUGGUGCACCUCUGACCCAAGACUGUAUCCAUCUCUCUUGCUUAUUUAAUACUUGCAGAUGCCUCAACAUUAAUGGGACUUUUUUCUCUCAAAUUUCAUUGCACAUAGGCAUAUGAAUUAAAGCCUACCUACCUUCUGUUUGUUCUAUGAACUUGAUAUGCACUAUUUUGUAUGUCGCUUUGGAUAAAGGUGUCUGCUGCUUUUUCAAGGAAUUGAGCUGCGUAUUUCUACAUAUAAACUAUGAAUUUGUUUUACUGCGCUCUAGAAGAUGUAAAUCAAACAUUUACAAUUAUUUUAAACCAUGUUUUAUACUUUCAUUUACCACAGGCACCAGGCCAUGGCCUCUUGUAACUUGCAUGGGGCAACUUUCGUUCCAUUAUGCUGCAAUACCUAAAGCUACCACUAGAGGUAGAUAGCCUUCCAUCUCAAACCACAGUGGGCUCCGGAAUUAUUGGCGCUCUUGAUAAAUAUGCACAAAAUUAAACUAAAAAAAUCAUUGUUAUUGGCAUAAGAUUUUUUGCAACAUGUUUGAAGGAGCGUGCUUUAUUAAUGAUUCAAUUGAAUCAACCAAAGUUUUUAAUUCUUUAGAUAAAAAUAUAUAUUUUUGACCAUUCCUCCUUGGGUUUGCGCGUUUGGACCCCCCUCUUCAGAGCACAGGUUUUUGAUGGAACUUAAGUCUGGAGACUGAGAUGGCCAUUGCAGAACAAUGAUGUUUUAAUUUUCUAUGUGGAUUUUUAUGUAUGUUAGGAGUCGUUGACUGGCAGGACAAUCUACCUACAACCAAGUCUCAGCUUCCUAGCAGAAACGACCUGAUUUUCUGCCAAAAUGUCCUGGAACGUUGUUGAAUUUAUUUUGCCAUUGAUCUUUAACAGUGCCUCUGGACCACUGGCAGCAAAACAUCUCCAAAACAUCAACGAGCUACCUCCAUAUUUGACAAUAGGCAUUACGUGCUUCUCCUUGUAUGCAUUCCUCUUUUUUCGCCAAACACGUUGAUGGUUUUUAUAGCCAAAACGUUUCAUUUUUGUCGCAUCUAAACCAUAGAACACUAAUCCAGUCAUGAUUCCAAUGAAGUCAGGCAAACUCCAGAUGCUUGGUUUUGUUUAUUUCACUCAGUAAGGGCUGUCUUCAUCCCACCCUUCCAAAGAGUUUUCUGGUAUGGAGGUGCCAUUUUAUGGUUCUUUUUGUGACUUGGUGAUCUUCUUGGUGAGACUUGUUAAACUGUGAUCCCUGGAUUCUUUAUGGUCUCCCACAUCAUCUUCCUCUCCAUCUGUGGGGACAAUGUGCACUUGCAUCCUCUUCCUGGAAAGUUUGCAAGAAGUCCAUAUGUUUUACUUUUUAUUAUUAUUAUUGCAUGAAAAGGUUUUGCAUAAGCACUAAACAGUAUACGUUAGAUUAAUUUGUCUCAAACAUUAUGGGGGGCUAUGGAUACAAUAUGUGUUAAUUUCUACAAGAUUAAACCAAAGUGGAUGAAAAAUUACCUGUAAUAAAAGCUAAGAAUGUGAACUUUAA